UAUCGUUCUCUUAGAGUGAUUAGACGUAAUCCUCAGCCAUACUCUCGGCAGGGAUAUUGUGCAGUGUUCGUGGACUAUUGUGAACACAUUGGAGUGAAUCCGUUUGUGACAGACAAUCACACAAAGUUUUAACAAACAAAGAAAUCGUGCGGACAGGAGGAAUAACGUUGUUUGCCGUAGCAAGAGUAUGCGAACAGAAGAGAGGAACAUGUGCCCGAUUCGUAUUGCUGUCCUAGGAACCAGUCAGGUGGGCAAGUCUGCCCUGACUGUUCGGUACCUCACCAAGAGGUUCAUCGGAGAAUAUCGGUCUGAUACAGAUAUGCUGUACAAGUGCGUCCUGCAGGUGGACGGAACGCCGCAGCCAGUGGAGAUCAUGGACACCUCCGCCAGCUGCGACGAGUCCUCUGAUGCUCACCUGCAGUGGGCCGAGGCCUUCGUUGUUGUUUACUCCGUCACAGACAAGGAAUCCUUCAGAUGGGCUGCCAGCACAGUUCAGGAACUGUCAGAACGGCGAGCAUCGUCAUGUGUUUUGAUGCUGGGAAACAAGAGCGACUUGCAUCAUCUCCGCGAGGUGGAAGAAGUGGAAGCUAAGUCCAUCUCGCUCAGUCACGGCGCACGGUUCGUCGAAGUUUCGACGGCGGAGAGCUGCAUUCCUCUCACGGGAGUCCUAGACCACUUCCUGAAGGAGGUCAAGAUGCAGCGCACCAUCGCCAGUGGCAAUAACAUCAACAGCGGGUCUCCCAAGCAGAGGAAGCUCUCGGUCACGCGGAUGCUCGGGUCGCUCAUCGGCCGCCACUCCCCGCCCCCCCAGCCCAUAACCGAGCUCAUCAUCCUGGACAAGGAGGAGCGCAGCAAGCUGGUCAGGUGCAGCCGGCAAAUAUGAGUGUGAACCAUUUACUGUUCCAGCUUAUGGCAACAUGUUUUAGUGCUGCGCAUAAACAUUACAUAAUCCAAAGAAUUAUCGUGAUCUUCAGUCAUUCUGAAAAUUCCAACUCAGAGUGAACGAACAUGAAUAUAACCUAUUUAUUGUUCAGUGUACCUUUGCGGUUUGAUGUGAUAUUUAGCGUUAUUGUGUAAAGCAGCAAGUGAGAAGCUUUAGAUACGUAAAGUCGGGGAUGUCCACAUAUUAAAAGAGGAAAGCGAACUUCGCAGAGUAAGUGAAGCCAUGCCAUAGGAUACCAACGGAGCCGCAGUGAUCCUGGCGAGUGGAAGGAAUGAAAGAAAGAUCGCGAUCUCGUUUAAUCGCUGGCUCGUACAAGGGAAUGGAGAAGAAAAUACGAUGUCCACCUUCGCUCGCAUCGUGGAUCUUCCGAUGAAAAGGGCCGAACAAGAGCACGUGAACUGGCGUGCGCACGAGAAGAAGCAUAAUCAAGGGGCUCCAGAAUGGCCGAGGAAUGCGGACGCUGAGGACUUGCGGGAGUGUGUGACGUCAUCCGCAGAGUGGGAGCGUGACUGUACUUGUACGUGCUUCCUGCUUCUGUUGCAGCUCUUUGUACAAUGAUGUACUUAAUCUGUGAUAUUAGUAAUAAUGUGCUUUAAGCUAUAUGUAUUUUUAUAAUUUAUUUCCUUCAAUACAAUAUAAAUAUUUA
Penaeus indicus is the source of this 1589-nucleotide messenger RNA. RefSeq names its product ras-related and estrogen-regulated growth inhibitor-like protein. The record is from RefSeq and is a predicted model, not a curated record. NCBI's taxonomy places the organism in Eukaryota, Metazoa, Arthropoda, Malacostraca, Decapoda, Penaeidae. The transcript is spliced from 3 exons. Gene Ontology annotation, molecular function: GTP binding; GTPase activity. Bases 188 to 883 code for a protein of 231 amino acids.